Pristis pectinata (smalltooth sawfish) is the source of this 2001-nucleotide messenger RNA. RefSeq names its product NF-kappa-B inhibitor alpha-like. Gene Ontology annotation, molecular function: protein binding. NCBI's taxonomy places the organism in Eukaryota, Metazoa, Chordata, Chondrichthyes, Rhinopristiformes, Pristidae. The coding region runs from base 74 to 1045 and encodes 323 amino acids. The transcript is spliced from 6 exons. The record is from RefSeq and is a predicted model, not a curated record.
CAGUCUGAGUAAAGUGUUCAGAAGUGAAGCACGUCGAGUGAGAUCUGUCCGCUGGGGUAAUCUCCUUGCUGCAAUGGCUGACCUCUCCAUCAAUUUCAGACGGCCUCAUGAAUUUGACAGAAGCAGGUUUAAUAAGCAGUCCAAGGGGCUGGACGCAAAGUCCGGACUGGAGACCGAGCGGCUGGACAGUGGGAUUGACUCCAUGCCGGAGGGCAGCGUGAGCAGCGUUACCGAACAAAUGGACAAUCUCAGCGUCAACUGUGAGAGUGUGCAAGAGCCGAGCCCGGCCCAGUACUGGACACAGUUCAGGAGUGAAGAUGGUGACACGUUCCUUCACCUGGCCAUACUGCACAAUUGUCCGGACAUUGCCAUCCCCCUUGUGAGGUCUAACCCAUCCAUCGUUGACCUUUGCAACUCCUCCCAACAGUGUCCGCUGCACCUGUCAGUUAUCGUCGGCUUGCCGGGGGUGACCAGGGAGCUGGUGCAGGCUGGGGCAGAUCUGGAGUGCACAGACAACCUUGGCAACACCGCCUUGCAUCUGGCGUGCGAGCAGGAAAACCUGGAGUGCGUUAGCUCGCUUCUCGAUCCGUUCCUGACGGGAGCCAGAGGGCAGCGGCAGAAUCUGGAAAAGCGCAAUUACAAUGGCUACACAUGUCUACACAUUGCAGUGAUGGGAGGAUAUUAUGAAGCAGUUCAGAAGCUGCUGGAUUCGGGAGCCGACAUUAACGCUCAGGAACCGAACAGUGGGAGGACCCCCCUGCACUUGGCGGUCGAGUUCCAGCGGCGAGAAGUGGUGCAGCUCCUCAUCGAACGCGGGGCAGACGUGAACCGGCUGAUGUACAAUGGCUGCACGGCCUUGCACCUCACUGCGGGCCGGCCCGACAUGGAGAUCCAGAGCCAGCUUUUCCAGCUGACCAACUCCUCGCUGAUACCACUGUACGAAUCCUCAGACUCCGACUCCGACACGGACUGGGACAUCCAAUCGGACUGCGAUAUGCCUCUGGAUUAUGAUGAUCUUCAAAUAGGAGGCCACUCUCUCCACUGAAUCCUUGGUACAGCACAGUGGACCUUCUCGGUCCAACUACGACAACAACCAUGUCAUUAAAAUGGAACUACCAGCAGACAAUGUACCUGCUACACUGGAUCACGGACUCUCCUGCUCUUCUCUUGAGUCCAAGCACAGCAGGUUGUUCCCUGCCUAUCCAUGGGCUCCACAAUGCUCACUGGCAUGUCAGUGUGUUGAGGGAGGAUGAAAGAGAUUGGCUAAAGCAGGAGAGGGCUGGACGGACACAAGUGCAGAAAGCUGCCGGGCAGGGGAAAAACAGACGGUUCAUCAGGCUCCAUCUGCUACCCUUCCCCCUCCCAACCCUUCAGCGGUAGAUCAUUCUAUGCUUUUUGCUAGACUUCAAAUUCCAGUGGACAUGUAUUAACUGACAAACGAGAUUGUGGGUGAGGAAGCAAAGCUGGACGUGAGUCCUGUCUCACCACCCUGUCCCUAUCAUUUCCCUCCAACUCCCCACCUUACGUAUCAGGCACAUGGUUUCUACACCCAGGCUGAGUGUUGUGGAAUAGAAGCCGUGAUGGUGGAUGGUCAUUGGGUUCAGAUCUGAGAUUUGGGUUGGUCUAGCCUUGACCAGCAUCUCUUCUAUUAAUUGUAGAUGGAAAUCUACAGGGAAAUAAGAGACACCUCAACCUAGUUCUGCUGCACAUUGGCCUGGAAGGUAGAGUCCCUUUACAUGUGGGAUUCUCAUGUAGAGAAGUCAUGGAGGGCUGGUGUUAGAACAAUGGACUCUCCUGCUUCACUCUGGUGCCCCUGACCCUGAAGCACUUGGUGCUGGGAUGAGCAGUCUGUGCUACCUUUUCUCCAGCCCUCUCUAGCUGAGUUCCACAUCUCAGUAACUCCAUGACAAAAGUAUAUUCUUCUUCAGGGACAUCUCCACUGUGGGGAAAUGGUAACAUUUCUCAGGGUUACGACUUUGAUCUCCGUUCUUUCUCACCAGC